CGCCGCCGCGCCUCGACGCCCCCCGCCGCUCCGCCGCGCUCCGCAGGUGGCCCCGCGCGGGCGCGACCGGCCAUGGGCCCGGGGGUGCGCGUGCUGCUGCUGCUGGGCCUGCUGCACGGGGCCGGGGGCGGCCAGGCCAGGAAGGGCUGGCGCCGCCGGGGCCCCCCGCCGCCCCCGCCGCCCGCGCCGCGGCCCGAGCCGGCGCCGGCGCCCGAGCCGCCCGUGGAGAGCUUCCCGCUGGACUUCACGGCCGUGGAGGGCAACAUGGACAGCUUCAUGGCGCAGGUCAAGAGCCUGGCGCAGUCGCUGUACCCCUGCUCGGCGCAGCAGCUGCACGAGGACCUGCGCCUGCACCUCCUGCUCAACACGUCGGUGACCUGCAACGACGGCAGCCCCGCCGGCUACUACCUGAAGGAGUCCAAGGGCAGCCGGCGGUGGCUGGUGUUUCUGGAAGGAGGCUGGUACUGCUUCAACCGCGAGAACUGCGCGUCCCGCUACGACACGCUGCGGCGCCUUAUGAGCUCCAAGGACUGGCCUCGCACCCGCACGGGUACUGGCAUCCUGUCCUCGCAGCCCGAGGAGAACCCCCACUGGUGGAACGCCAACAUGGUCUUCAUCCCCUACUGUUCCAGUGACGUUUGGAGCGGUGUGUCCUCCAAAUCUGAAAAGAGUGAGUUCGCCUUCAUGGGCGCCCUCAUCAUCCAGGAGGUGGUCCGAGAGCUCCUGGACCAGGGGCUGAGUGGGGCCAAGGUGCUGCUGCUGGCGGGGAGCAGCGCCGGGGGCACGGGGGUGCUCCUGAACGUGGAUCGCGUGGCGGAGCAGCUGGAGCAGCUGGGCUACCCCGGCAUCCAGGUGCGGGGCCUGGCCGACUCGGGAUGGUUCCUGGACAACCAGCAGUACCACCACACCGACUGUGUGGACACCAUCACCUGUGCACCCACCGAGGCCAUCCGCCGGGGCAUCAGGUACUGGAAUGGGUUGGUUCCCGAGCGCUGCAGGCGGCAGUUCAAGGAGGGCGAGGAAUGGAACUGCUUCUUCGGCUACAAAAUCUACCCGACACUGCGCUGCCCGGUGUUCGUGGUCCAGUGGCUGUUUGAUGAGGCCCAGCUGACUGUGGACAAUGUGCACAUCCCGGGCCAGCCUCUGCAGGAGGACCAGUGGCUGUACAUCCAGAACGUGGGCCGCGAGCUCAGACACACGCUCAAGGACGUGGCGGCCAGCUUUGCCCCCGCCUGCCUCUCACAUGAGAUCAUCAUCCGAAGCCACUGGACGGAGGUGCAGGUGAAGGGGACGUCCCUGCCGCGGGCACUGCACUGCUGGGACAGGAGUCUUCAUGAAGCCCACAGGGGCAACAAGACCCCCCUGAAGGGCUGCCCCAUGCACCUGGUGGACAGCUGCCCCUGGCCCCACUGCAACCCGUCCUGCCCCACCAUCCGCGACCAGUUCACGGGCCAGGAGAUGAACGUGGCGCAGUUCCUCAUGCACCUGGGCUUCGACGUGCAGUCAGUGGCUGAGCAGCAGGGCUUGGAGCCCAGCAAGCUGCUGGGGAUGCUGAGCGGUGGCCGCUAGGGGACGCCCGGGACCGCGGUCCGGGCCCUUGGCGAGCUGGGGGCGCCCGGGGCGCGGGAUCCCCUUGGCGAGCUGGGAGCUGGGAGCUCCCGGGGCGCCAGAUCCCAUUGUCAAGCUGGGGGCGCCAGGGACACGGGUUCAGGGCCUUGACGAGCAGGGGGCGUCCAGGCGCGGGAUCCCCUUGGUGAGCUGGGGGCAUUCAGGGUGCGGGGUCCCCUCGGGGAGCUGGGGGCGCCUGGGUCGCAGGGUCCCCUCGGAGAGCUGGGGGCGCCAGGGGCGCGGGAUCCCCUCGGUGAGCUGGGGGCGCCACGGGCACGGGAUCCCCUUGGCAAGCUGGGGGCGCUCGGGGCGCGGGACAGGGCCUCUCGGGGAGCUGGGGGCGUCCAGGGCGCGGGAUCCCCUUGGCGAGCUGGGGGCGCUCUGGGCACGGGUCGGGGCCGUUCGGGGAGUUGGAGGAGUCUGGGACGCGGGGCGGGCCCUCGGAGAGUUGGGGACGUCCGGGGCGCGGGAUCCCCUCUGGGAGCUGGAGGCGCACGGGGCGUGGGAUCCCCUUGGUGAGCUGAGGGCGUUCGAGGCGUGGGACAGGGCCCCUCAGGAGCUGGGGGCGCUGGGGCGCAGGUGCCCCCCAGGAGCUGGGGGCGCCCUGCGUGGAGCAGCCCGCUCAGCUCUCCCGCGCCACCUCCUGAGGAUCCCUCGCCUCCGAGGAGUCCUGGAUUUGCUGGCCAGCACCGCCCCAGCCUCCUGCCCUUUUGUAUUAUUUUAUAAAGUGACUUUUUUAAUUUUUAAAAAGAAAAUAAGCAAGAAAUAUAUGAUGAAUGGUAAAGUUUUGUAACAUAUAUAUAUAUUUUUUAUAAUGGAAAAAAAGCCAAAGACAAGAGGCUGGCGGCAGCCGUGUUUAAGGGCAACUUGCACCAGUGGAGUGAGCCCCGAUUGCAGGACAGCUGAUGCCAUGGGGUCUGUCAGCGCUCUGCGGGCGUCCCCAAAGGGUGGCCACCCCCAGCGCACCGGUUUCAGGGAUCUCAUCUAGGGGUUCUCCUGUCCGUCAUCGGUGGCACCGGGACAAGCCUGGCCCUGCACCCGCUGCGCGCGCACCCGUUGCGCGCGCAUGCGCACACGCUCUCCGUGCCUGUCGGGCUGGGCGCUGAGCUCCGUGCCUCCGGCUGCAGCUGGGGACACCUCUGUCCACUGUGCUCGAUGCCAAGUUCUAACGGUGGGUUCAGCAGGGCUUCCCUGUGCUCCCGACAGUGAGCUAGGCAGCUGCGCCCCAGGAGAGGGCUGUGUGCGCCCUACUCACUCUCCUGGAAAGCCUAGGGGCUCUGGAGAGGGGCACUUUCCAUCUGUUUCUGUCUCCGGCAGGCCUGGGGCCCCGGCAGCUCACCCUGCUGCUCGUGUCCCAGAGAGCGGGGCAGGUGGUGCAGUGCCAGAGGACAGGGCCCCACUGUGGGCAAGUACAGCAGCCCGUGGUGAGGCCACAGCAUAAAGAACACAGAUUUGAAUUCUACCCGAAGGAUGAAAUCAUGCCCCGAGGCUGCUAAUGAUAAAAAUAAGGGGGUUGGAGAGAUGGCACAGCAGGGACGGUGCUUGCCUUGCACAAGGCCCACCUGGUUUUGAUUUCCACCUUCCCAUAUGGUCCCCUGAGCACUGCCAGGAUUGAUUUCUGAGUGCAGAACUAGAAGCAUCAUAACCCCUGAGAAUUGCCAGGUGUUCCCCCCCCUGCAAAAAAAAGAAAAGUAAAAAGAGGAACAAAAGAAAAAAGACUUGACCCCCCCACCAGGCUUUCCAAGUAAGUUAUGUACAUGGGGCUCCUGGGACAGUGCAGGAUUAAGGGUGCUUCAGGGAUGGAGCAAUAGCACAGUGGGUAGGGCGUUUGCCUUGCACGCGGCUGACCCGGGUUCUAUUCCCAGCAUCCCAUAUGGUCCUCUGAGCACUGCCGGGGUGAUUCCUGAGUGUAGAGCCAGGAGUAACCCCUGUGCAUUGCCAGGUGUGACCCAAAAAGAAAGAAAAAGGAUUAAGGGUGCCUCAACAUGCAGAUACUAACGCAGCAACCCUCAUUCCAGCCUGACACUGAGUAUAGUCUCGAGCACUGCCGGGAUGGCCCCCAAGGCUCCCCCAUAGAGGAGAGGGAGCAAAAUCUCUCAGGCCCUACAUGCGUGCUGGGCACAGAGAUCCUCCAGGGACAGUGUUGGGGACCCCACGCCUGGGUCAGCUGAUGAAUCCUGUUGGGACAUGUGGGUGGGCACCAAGGAAUUGUUCACCCCCAACCCACCCAUCUCCUUCUAUGUGAUCACAAGGAAAUGCUGGACCUUGGGUCCAGAGUCCAGAGAUGCCACAGCUUGAGGGCGGAAGCUAAGGGCCCUGUGGGCCCAAGAGUAGAGGGAGGGACAUUGUCUAACUUCCGCCUCCAUGCAGCACGUGACCAGUGUGGGACAAUCUCUCUGCCCAGUUUCUCUGCACAUCUGAAUCAUGCUACAAAAGAAGUCCUGGGCCCUGGGGCCGGAGCGAUAGCACAGCGGGGAGGGCGUUUGCCUUGCACGAGGCCGACCCGGGUUCGAUUCCCCGCAUCCCAUAUGGUCCCCUGAGCACCGCCAGGAGUAACUCCUGAGUGCAAAGCCAGGAGGUAAUCCCUGUGCAUUGCUGGGUGUGACCUAAAAAGCAAAAUAAAGCCUUGGGCCGAGUAGAGCCUUUAUCUUGCAUGUGACCAGCCAAGCUCGAUCCUUGUCACCCCUUAUGGUUCCUUGAGCCCCACCAGGAGUUUCCUGAGUGCAAAGCCGGAACUAACCCCACCCCUCAGCAUCAUUGGGUGUGGCACCCAAACAAAAGAGUCCUAAGAUUUUGCAAAGGCGAGCAUUCUAAAUCAAAAAAAUUAUUUAAAAAAUUAUACUAAUAGAUACCGCAUUAAAAAAUUCAAUCUGGGGCCAGAGACAGGACAGCAGGGAGGGCGCUUUUUGCCUUGCAUGCAACUGACUAGCAUUUGAUCCCCAGUACCCCCAUAUGGUCCCCUGAGCACCUUCAGGAGUAACUACUGAGUGCAGAGCCAUGAGUAAACCCUAAGCAUCCCUGGGUGUGCCCCCCCCAAUAUAUAUAAAUAAAUCUGGGGUUGGAUCGACAGUACAGUGGUAGACACUUGCCUUGCAAGCACCCAAUCCCUUCUGGAACCCCAGUACCACAUAUGGUCCUCCCAACCCACCAAGAAUGACCCCUGAGCGCAGAGCAGAAAUAAGCCCUGAGCACGUGGCUCUCCUGGGUUGGAUUUCUGGAAUCCUAUACGGUCCCCCAGCCCCGUGCAGGAGUCAUCCCUGAGCACAGAGCCAAGAAUAAGUCCUUAGCACUGUCAGGUGUGACCCAAAGCCAGAAAAAAAACAAAAAUAGAAAGCAAAAAACUUGGAAGACCCUGGGGCUGGAGCAAUGGGUAUGGCGUUUGCUUUGCAUGCGGCAGACCGGGGUUCGAUUUCCAGCAUCCCAUAUGGUCCUCCGAGCACAACCAGGAGUAAUUCCUGAGUGCCUGAGCCUGGAGUAACCUCCCUGUCAUGCUGUGUGUGACCCAAAAACAAAAACAAGUUGGAAGACCCUGAAGAGUCUGUCCAAUCAGCAACAAGCGACCC
This is a messenger RNA of Sorex araneus (European shrew), 5171 nucleotides long. RefSeq names its product notum, palmitoleoyl-protein carboxylesterase (gene NOTUM). Gene Ontology annotation, molecular function: hydrolase activity. Bases 73 to 1569 code for a protein of 498 amino acids. The transcript is spliced from 11 exons. Lineage: Eukaryota; Metazoa; Chordata; Mammalia; Eulipotyphla; Soricidae. The record is from RefSeq and is a predicted model, not a curated record.